Molecule: messenger RNA, 1695 nt
Organism: Penicillium nucicola
Lineage: Eukaryota; Fungi; Ascomycota; Eurotiomycetes; Eurotiales; Aspergillaceae
Product: sugar porter family MFS transporter
Exons: 8
Coding region: 1-1695 (564 amino acids)
Biological process (GO): carbohydrate transport; transmembrane transport
Cellular component (GO): membrane
Molecular function (GO): carbohydrate:proton symporter activity
Source: RefSeq, a predicted model, not a curated record
AUGUCUGCAACAGAUACGCAGCCCAAGGGCUUUGCAUUGGUGCUACAGAAUCCCUAUCUCUGCGGCGUUGCAUCGUUCUCAACCCUGGGAGGGCUGUUGUUUGGCUAUGAUCAAGGUGUCAUCAGCGGUGUCAUAACAAUGGAGUCGUUCGGCGCUCGAUACCCGCGUGUCUUCUCAGACAGUGGGUUCAAGGGCUGGUUCGUGUCGACGCUGUUGCUGGCAGCCUGGUUCGGAUCCUUGGUCAACGGUCCUAUCGCGGACCGAAUUGGUCGCAAGUUGUCAAUCAAUUUGGCCGUCGUAGUCUUUACCAUUGGGUCGGUUAUUCAGUGCGCAGCCAUGAACAUCCCCAUGCUCUUUGCUGGUCGUGCUAUUGCUGGUUUGGCGAUUGGUCAACUUACUAUGGUGGUUCCGUUGUACAUCUCUGAGGUCUCUAUUCCCGAGAUUCGGGGUGGACUGGUUGUUUUGCAGCAAUUAUCUGUUACUCUUGGAAUCUUGGUCAGUUAUUGGAUCGAUUAUGGAACAAACUAUAUUGGUGGGACGCGUUGCGCUCCUGGUAUCCCUUAUACGGGGGGAACGGCAGCUAGACCUGCCUUUGACCCUUACCAUGAUGUUCCUAUGUCUGGCUGCACGGGACAAUCAGAGGCAUCAUGGCGUCUCCCUCUCGCCAUACAGAUUCUUCCGGCGGUUAUUUUGGGGAUUGGAAUGCUCUUCUUCCCGGACUCGCCGCGUUGGCUGUUGAUGAAAGAGCGCGACGACGAGUCGCUCGUUGCACUCUCUAAGCUGCGUCGGCAGUCGAGAGAUAGUCCUGUUCUUUUGAAUGAAUAUCUUGAGAUCAAGGCCUCGAUCAUGCUAGAGAAUACCUUUGCUAGGGAACAUUUCCCUAACUUGUCUGGGUAUAAAUUGCAUGUUGCUCAGUACAUGUCUUUCGUGACGACCUGGUCCCGUUUCAAACGUCUGGCUAUUGGUUGUAUUGUUAUGUUCUUCCAACAAUUUAUGGGAUGCAAUGCGAUCAUCUACUACGCACCCACAGUCUUCGCCCAGCUAGGCCUAGAUGGUAAUACAACCUCCCUCCUUGCGACUGGCGUAUAUGGCAUCGUCAAUUGUCUCAGUACGCUCCCAGCACUAUUCUUUAUCGACAAAGUCGGGCGUCGACCUCUGCUCAUGGCCGGUGCCACGGGAACGUGUAUCUCGCUGGUCGUUGUUGGUGGUAUCCUUGGUGGCUACGGGGCAGGUCUGGUGAACAAUCAAUCGGCUGGAUGGGCUGGCAUCGCCUUUAUCUACAUCUAUGAUAUCAACUUCUCCUAUUCCUUUGCUCCCAUUGGUUGGGUUCUACCGUCUGAGAUCUUCAAUCUCUCAAUUCGGUCCAAGGCGAUAUCCAUUACUACCUCGGCGACAUGGAUGUGCAAUUUCAUCAUUGGACUUGUCACUCCUGACAUGCUCGAAUCAAUCACUUGGGGCACAUACAUCUUCUUUGCGGCUUUCUGUUUGCUUGCACUGUUGUUCACCUAUUUCUGCAUUCCCGAAACACGAGGAAAGACUCUCGAAGACAUGGACCUCAUCUUUGGUGACACAGCCGCCCACGAGGAAAAGAAACGCAUCAAGAAUAUCGAGGCCGAGCUACGCGGAACACCCAUCGAGGAGGAUGACGACUUGGUCAAACCGGCUGAUCAACAUGCAGAGAUUGUCCAAGUGUAA